Molecule: messenger RNA, 366 nt
Organism: Prunus armeniaca (apricot)
Lineage: Eukaryota; Viridiplantae; Streptophyta; Magnoliopsida; Rosales; Rosaceae
Source: the annotation of a GenBank genome assembly
AUGCCUUCCAAGCUUUUCUCUCUCCUUUUUAGUCUCAUGCUUUGGCUCUCUUUGCUCUUGUUUUCUGUCCAUGGUUGGUUUCAUAUCGUUUCCAAUAACAGCAGCACUGACCACCUUAACCCUACCGCUACUACUACUACUCAGCCAUAUUCUCUCGGCUCUCAUCAUCGCCAAACUUUGAGAAACCGGAAAGCACUUGUCGCAGCGAAAUUCGACUUCACCCCGUUUGUCCGCCGGCAUCACCAACAGCAUCGCCUUAACAGACAUGUGCCAGAGCGCCCUGAGCCUGGCGGAGCCGAGAUAGACCCUCGUUAUGGUUCUGAAAUGCGCCUUGUUCCCACUGGUCCAAACCCAUUGCACCAUUGA